GGGGCGGCGGAGCGCGAGGAGUACUGCGGCGUGCAGGGGAGGAGGCGCGCUGCCCUGCGCGGGAGAGGGGAGCGGGGCGCCUGGCCGCGGCAGCCAGGUCCCCGCUGCGGUGGCGCCCGCGGAGACGCUCGUGGUGGAGGGAUGCAGAGGGCCGGGAUCGAUCUUCUGAAAUUUAAGUUUUCAAGAUGAAGUUUUUAUUGACAACUGCCUUUUUAAUUUUAAUUUCCUUGUGGGUGGAAGAAGCCUAUUCUAAGGAAAAGUCUUCAAAGAAAGGGAAGGGGAAAAAGAAGCAGUAUCUAUGCCCAUCCCAGCAGUCAGCAGAGGACCUUGCCCGAGUACCUGCCAACUCCACUAGCAACAUCUUGAACAGGUUAUUGGUCAGUUAUGAUCCCAGGAUAAGACCAAACUUCAAAGGCAUUCCUGUUGAUGUAGUAGUCAACAUUUUUAUUAACAGUUUUGGAUCCAUUCAAGAAACAACAAUGGACUAUAGAGUUAACAUCUUCCUGAGACAAAAAUGGAAUGACCCCAGGCUGAAGCUCCCCAGUGAUUUUAGGGGUUCAGAUGCACUGACAGUGGAUCCAACGAUGUACAAGUGUUUAUGGAAACCUGAUUUAUUUUUUGCAAAUGAAAAAAGUGCCAAUUUUCAUGAUGUAACCCAGGAAAAUAUCCUCCUCUUUAUUUUUCGUGAUGGAGAUGUCCUUGUCAGCAUGAGGUUAUCUAUUACUCUUUCAUGCCCUUUGGACUUGACCUUAUUUCCCAUGGAUACACAACGUUGCAAGAUGCAACUGGAGAGCUUUGGUUACACAACUGAUGAUUUAAGAUUUAUCUGGCAGUCAGGAGAUCCUGUGCAAUUAGAAAAAAUUGCCUUGCCUCAAUUUGAUAUCAAAAAGGAAGAUAUUGAAUAUGGUAACUGUACAAAAUACUAUAAAGGCACUGGCUACUACACAUGUGUGGAAGUCAUCUUCACUCUGAGGAGGCAGGUCGGCUUUUACAUGAUGGGGGUCUAUGCCCCAACCCUGCUCAUCGUGGUUCUCUCCUGGCUUUCCUUCUGGAUCAACCCGGAUGCAAGUGCUGCCAGAGUGCCCCUGGGUAUCUUCUCAGUCCUCAGCUUGGCCUCUGAGUGUACAACCCUUGCUGCUGAGCUUCCCAAAGUUUCCUAUGUGAAGGCUCUUGAUGUUUGGCUCAUUGCUUGCCUUCUCUUUGGGUUUGCUUCCCUGGUGGAGUAUGCGGUUGUCCAGGUGAUGCUGAACAACCCCAAAAGGGUUGAAGCAGAAAAAGCCAGAAUUGCUAAGGCUGAGCAAGCAGAUGGAAAAGGUGGAAAUAUGGCUAAAAAGAAUACUGUGAAUGGAACAGGGACUCCUGUUCAUAUUAGCACUUUGCAGGUUGGUGAGACCAGAUGCAAAAAAGUUUGUACUUCUAAGUCUGAUUUGAGAUCUAAUGACUUCAGCAUUGUUGGAAGCUUACCAAGAGAUUUUGAAUUAUCCAAUUAUGACUGCUAUGGAAAACCCAUUGAAGUUAACAAUGGACUUGGGAAAUCUCAGGCUAAGAACAACAAGAAGCCUCCCCCUGCAAAACCUGUUAUUCCAACAGCAGCAAAGCGAAUUGAUCUUUAUGCAAGAGCAUUGUUUCCUUUCUGCUUCUUGUUCUUCAAUGUUAUAUAUUGGUCUAUAUAUUUAUGAUAAAUCUUUUCCAUUUGUACAAAAUAAAAAUUCAAUUUAAUUGUGACCUACUCCAUUCAUAAAUGCCAAUCUGUGAGAACUUUUGAAUUUUCAUAGCAACAUUGCAUUUUGGAUGCCAUUUGAUUGUAAUAAAAAUGUGGCACCUUAAUUUUGAAUGGCAGCAUGAUCAUGUAAUGUCUGUGCUCUAAUAAUGAUGUAUAUAUGUAUAGUGAACAUAUUGCUUAGUAAUAAAUGAAGGACAAGCAUACUACAUAAUAUAACCCAAACAAUUCUCUUCAGUUAGUGUAAACUGCGAAUACUACAGAUAAUUCUGAUAAUAAAAUAAUAUGCACGCUAAAUCCUGCUAUGUUUACCAUUCUACCCUAUGUAGUAUUUCAAAUUUCCUUCCUUGUAACUUUCAAAGAAAGCCAUCUUAUUCUUGUAAAAUUUUAGAUGGUAUUAUAACAGAUUUUAAAAGGUUGUAUUACAUAUUGUUUAAACUUUGUAAGUAGAAAUGUAUCAAUUAUAAUUAUGCGGGCUCUACGGAGAAAUAAAGUUCACAAAAUAUUAAUUUGUAAAAUCAGCUCAUUUUAAAGUGUGCUUGUGUUGUCAAAAUAUCAGAUAGUAAUACACAGUAAGCAUUUUUAAACAAAGGGAAACCUAUAUUUAUGUAACUGUAUAAUGAAUUCUGACAAAAUAAAAAAUUAAAGAUACCUUAUUGAUGAAAUAUUUAGCAUAAACAAAAUUCUAUUUAAUCCACCUGAAAACCUAAAUGUAUUUUCAUGGAUUUCAUUUGUUGGUACGUAUUACAUAAAACAUUGUGCCUUAAAAUGAGUCGUACAUAUUUUAAAUUGGAAUGCAGUAAUAGAUACAUGAUUUUACAUCAUUUUUGAGAAACCAAGGGAAGUAAUAAGUUGAAAAAGAAAUCCAUAAUUAUUAUAAGAUUUUAACUUUUUUAUUUUAUUAAAAUGUUUGCAUAUUUUAAGUAAAAUUAAAAAUGUUUUCUGAAUUUAUUUUUUUAUUUGAAUAUUUUGGGAUUAGUCACAAAAUAUUUAGAGAUUAAGUAAAUAAUAACUUUGUUUGUAUUAGACUUCACUUCUACUUGUAUUUUCUUUCUUGUUAAAAGUCUAGGCAACUGAGAUUUACUUACUUUGAACUUGUUCCAACCCAAAAGUAAGCACUAAGUCUCAUUUUAUGAGACCACCAUUUCUUAAUAUCACAUCCAGUGCACCUUUGUCUUUCUGCUAUAUCUGAAACAGAACUACCGUUAAUUCACAUAGAUAAACAUAAGACUAAAGAAGUACAUUUACAUUAUCUGAAGAGUUUUGUUGCAGCUAUGAGUUUGUGUGGCAAAUUCAAUAAUAAAGUAUUAUUUAUGCAAAUUGC
Rhinopithecus roxellana (golden snub-nosed monkey) is the source of this 3044-nucleotide messenger RNA. RefSeq names its product glycine receptor beta (gene GLRB). The transcript is spliced from 10 exons. Gene Ontology annotation, biological process: chloride transmembrane transport; regulation of membrane potential; signal transduction. Bases 186 to 1679 code for a protein of 497 amino acids. Gene Ontology annotation, cellular component: postsynaptic membrane; synapse; neuron projection. Lineage: Eukaryota; Metazoa; Chordata; Mammalia; Primates; Cercopithecidae. Gene Ontology annotation, molecular function: extracellularly glycine-gated chloride channel activity; neurotransmitter receptor activity; transmembrane signaling receptor activity. The record is from RefSeq and is a predicted model, not a curated record.